GGAGUUGGGUUUGGGGGCUCAGAUCAUGUUUACUUCAGAAGGGCCUUGAGAGAUCACCGCAUUCCCUGGUGCUCACACCUGGCUACUGACAUUAGAUUCCUGUGCCUCACCUCCCAAGGUCCUGAUUUCGCAGGUCCAGAGUGGGGCUCAGGAAUCUGUAUUUUUAAAAGUACCCCAAGUACUUCUGAUGGUAAGCCUAUUUGGGGAAGGACGUAUUAUCUAGUCAGCACCUCAACUUAGAGAUAAAGCUGUCAAGGUAUGCGGAGCUGGGGGUGUGGAGGGAGUUUCCCAGUGGCUGUGUUGGCCUGUACACAGCUGUGAUUCUACCCCACAUUCACACAACGCCAGUUCCACCAGGCAGACACACAGAAUGUCUUGCUCCUAUUUGCAUAAAAAUCCAAAGAAACAACUGAAACCACUUGUUACGUCAGCUUCCUGGCGUACAUGCGUUUCUUUUUUUUUUCCUCUGUGCUUUUGGGUUUCACUUUGCCUCUCACUGUCUCCCUUCCUUCCCUUCCUCCCUCAUAUUGUCCUGCACUUUAACAACACAUGACUUUAACCUGAUACUCGUCUUUGUUCUCCUAGCUGCUUUCAAUGACCAAAUCUGGUUCCUGGCCUUGACUCCGUGGAGAGUGUAUCUCCUGAUCUCAGUCAUGCUACUUGGGCGUGUUAUUAUGCAAAUAAUAAAGGAUGUGGUUUUGUCGAGAAUGAGAGGUGCACAGUUGUGGAGAAGCCUCAGCGAAAGCUGGGAGGUUAUCAAUGCCAAACCAGAUGAAAGAACCAGACUCAGCCACUGUAUUGCAGAAUCAUGGAUGAACUUCAGCAUCUUUCUCCAAGAAAUGUCUGCUUUUAAACAGCAGAGCCCUGGCAAGUUUUGCCUUCUGGUCUGCAGUGUGUGCACAUUUUUUACGAUCUUGGGAAGUUACAUUCCUGGGGUUAUACUCAGCUAUCUACUGUUACUGUUUGCAUUUUUGUGUCCCCUCUUUAAGUGUAAUGAUAUUGGACAAAAACUAUACAGCAAAAUCAAGUCGGUUCUGUUGAAACUAGACUUUGGAAUCGGGGAAUAUAUUAAUCUGAAGAAACGUGAGAGAUCUGAAGCAGAUAAAGAAAAAAGUCAGAAGGAUGACAGUGAAUUAGACUUUUCAGCUCUUUGUCCUAAGAUUAGCCUCACGGUUGCUGCCAAAGAAUUAUCUGUGUCUGACACGGACGUAUCAGAGGUAUCCUGGACGGAUAAUGGGACCUUCAACCUUUCAGAAGGAUAUACUCCACAGACGGACACAUCUGACGAUCUUGACCGACCUAGCGAGCAGGAAGCUUUCUCUCGAGACCUUCCAGAAUUUCCGUCUCUAGAAAAUGGCAUGGGAACAAAUGAUGAAGAUGAAUUAAGCAUUGGCUUGCCUGUUGAGCUCAAGAGAAAAAAGGAGCAGUUGGAUGGUGGCCACAGACCGAGCAAAGAAAAACAGUCAGCAGCUGGUCUCACCCUUCCUCUGAACAGUGACCAAGCCUUUCAUUUGAUGAGCAACCUGGCUGGGAACGUCAUCACAGCCGCAGUGACUGCUGCUAUCAAAGACCAGUUAGAGGGCGCGCAGCAAGCACUUUCCAAGGCUGCACCCAGCCUAGGAGAGGACACAGACACUGAAGAAGGGGAUGACUUUGAACUACUGGACCAGGCAGAGCUUGAUCAAAUUGAGAGUGAAUUGGGACUUACACAAGACCAGGAAGCAGAAGCACAGCAAAAUAAGAAGUCUUCAGGCUUCCUUUCCAAUCUACUGGGAGGCCAUUAAUCUGGGAAUCGGCUUGCAAUAGAACACAGAAAAACCACCAAAAAAAUUCAAACACGCAAAAAGAGGAAGGAAAAAAAAAAAAAAAGAAAAAAAAUUUGAACUCUGAGCUUUAAUAAUUACUGUAGAUUUUUUUUUGUCUUUCCCUUCUGCAGUGAAUUAAUUGGAUAUAUAUCAGCUGUCACUGAUAGAUUGAUAUUUCUGAUAGUUAUUUUUAUGUAAUAAGCAUGGAAAUGAACUUUCAAUAUAUAUACAUACUGUGUUGUCAGAGAUGAAUAUUAGUGGUUGUUUUUAAAACAAAAAGAAAAAAAAAACUCACCAAAUUGUUGAGAUCCUCCUAUAAGUAUUCCUUAUUUUUUCUUUACAAUUAACUUUUCAAGCAUGCAGAACAGUUUAUUGUUAACUCACUGAAAUAGUAACAAUUAAUUGUGAAUACUUGCUGCAUCAGCGCCCUUGUUCCUAAUACGUGGAAACAGUUCAAAACAAAACAAAACUUUUGGUAGACUGGGAUGUAAAAAGACAAAAAUGAUCCAAGUAUCUUUAGUGGAAGAACUUGGAAAAUAGUUACAAAAUGAAUUUCCUAGGAAAAUUUAAAAAUAUAUGUAUUUACUACUUUGGAUAGGCUGACAGACGUCCAUGUUACUUCUGCAGUUGUAGACAUAGGCUUAUUUGUAAAGUGGCACACUCUAUUGACUGCCAUCUCGAGGUUCGCAGUGGGCGACGUUAACCUAGGGCAAGCGAGUAGUUGUACAUCACGUAGACGAUAGUUAUGAUGUAAACGGAUUCUGCUGUGUUUUGUUCAUUUGUCGUAUGCUUGUAAUGGGGACGUUGUCAGUGCACAUCUCUUCUGCCUGCUUAGACCUAGCUUAAACCCUCAUCUUUUAUAUCAUAGGAAAAGUCUCCUACAAUUGAGAAACUAGUUCCUGACAGGUUCUCUGAGUGAUGUGGUCAUCAGUGAUACAAAAACAACAGGCUUGCUUUCCUAGUAGGUAGAGAUAGAGGAGAGGAACUUGCUUGGCUUUGAAGUAUAUUUAUUUGCCAUUUGUCUAAAUAGGUAAUCCAUUUUUUAUUGGGAAGCUAGACUAUCUCUCUUCCUUUAUUUUAAACUUUUUAGAUCACCUUUCAAUAACCAAAUUUGGCAUACAGUUUUUAACUGAAAAGCAGAAAUCAAGUAGCUUUGUGAUUUUUGAUUGUAAUAUAAGCUUUUAGUAGCAUUGAGGGACCAUGUCAGCCACUACCCAAACUUUCUGAAAUCUUCAGGUACAGCUGGCAUUUCUACAGACACGGACAUCUGAGACCCUCAGAAAGGCAGGAUAAUCCAAGAAUAUAGGAAACCUUUUUUCCUCUCCCUUCCUUUUAACCCUUGUAUUUCUGAAGACGCAUUCUAGGUAACCUGACAUUUUAAUAUAGCACCUCU
This is a messenger RNA of Loxodonta africana (African savanna elephant), 3198 nucleotides long. It is a transcript of the gene RETREG1, whose product is annotated as reticulophagy regulator 1. NCBI's taxonomy places the organism in Eukaryota, Metazoa, Chordata, Mammalia, Proboscidea, Elephantidae. Gene Ontology annotation, biological process: reticulophagy; negative regulation of neuron apoptotic process. Gene Ontology annotation, cellular component: endoplasmic reticulum membrane. The coding region runs from base 654 to 1784 and encodes 376 amino acids. The record is from RefSeq and is a predicted model, not a curated record. The transcript has 9 exons.